Molecule: messenger RNA, 813 nt
Organism: Peronospora matthiolae
Lineage: Eukaryota; Oomycota; Peronosporomycetes; Peronosporales; Peronosporaceae
Source: the annotation of a GenBank genome assembly
AUGGGAGAAGACAAGCAAAGCGAUGAGGGGAAGAUGACCGAGAAGGGGGCAACGGAGUUGCCAAUUCAGAACACGUACAGCUUCUGGUACAUCAAGCGGAACACUGGCAAUAAGGCUGUUAGCGAGAGCUAUGAGAAGAGCAUCAAGGCACUUGGUAACUUUAAGACGGUGCAAGACUUUUGGAAGAUCUAUAACCACUUGGUGAGGCCGAAUGACCUCCCGAAUACUAUGGACUACCACUUGUUUAAGACCGGCAUCAAGCCCAUGUGGGAGGACGCAGCCAACCGACGAGGCGGCAAGUGGAUGGUGCGCCUUCGCAAGGGAAUCGCGUCUCGUUAUUGGGAAGAUCUGGUGCUGGCAAUCAUUGGCGAACAAUUUGACGUGGGUAACGAAAUCUGUGGCGCUGUGAUUUCGGUGCGAUACAACGAAGACAUUAUCUCACUUUGGAACCGCAAUGCCGACAACAACGAGGCGUGUCACCGUAUUCGUGAUACGAUGCGGAAGGUGCUGAAUCUGCCACAGUUUGUGGCACUGGAGUACAAACGUCACGACACGUCACUGAAUGACAACUCUAGCUUCCGCAACACGACGCUGUGGCGCUCAGACAAGAACGAGGGCAACCAUCGCGAUGCACCCUCGGGCGGAGAACGUGCUCCAGCAGGCUCUCGCGUUUCUCGUGACAAGUCGUCUGGCCACCAGAGAUCUCCAUGGGGUCGUGAAAGUAAGCGGUCUUUCUUCAGGUCGGACACAAACGACGCUGGUAACCAGCGCAGCAAUAGGUCGAAUGACGACAAGGUCGAAGGUGAUCAUUAG